Patella vulgata (common limpet) is the source of this 1564-nucleotide messenger RNA. RefSeq names its product cholinesterase 1. The transcript has a single exon. Gene Ontology annotation, biological process: modulation of chemical synaptic transmission; neuron cell-cell adhesion; presynaptic membrane assembly. Gene Ontology annotation, cellular component: synapse; cell surface. NCBI's taxonomy places the organism in Eukaryota, Metazoa, Mollusca, Gastropoda, Patellidae. Gene Ontology annotation, molecular function: neurexin family protein binding; signaling receptor activity. The record is from RefSeq and is a predicted model, not a curated record. Bases 23 to 1564 code for a protein of 513 amino acids.
UUAAAUACGGUACAGUACAGGUAUGGCGGUUGAUGAAUGUAUUUUAAUUGUAAUUGUAUCUGUUUGUGUAUGUUGGAGUACAGCCGUUGAUAUAACGGUUUUAACAAAUGUAGGAAAUAUAACUGGUUCUAUUGAAGAUGUAAAUGUUGGUCCAAACAUCGUAAAAAUAUCAACAUAUCUGGGUAUACCGUUUGCUGAACCACCAACUGGCAGUCUCCGGUUUGCUAAGCCACAACCAAAACCAAAAUUCAACGAAAAUUUUUUAGCGAGAAACUAUAGCGCCUCCUGUCACCAAUUCAAGCCAUUCUGGGAUACCAGGACUGAUAAUGAUUAUCAAAAUGAAGAUUGUCUGUACCUAAACGUUUUUAGUCCUGAUAUUGAUCAAAGCGGUAAAAGGUACCCAGUCCUAAUAUGGAUUCAUGGCGGAUCGUUUCUUAUGGGUAGUGGUAAAGGAGCAACAAGUAACAUUCUAGCAGCCUAUGGUCAGGUUAUUAUAGUUUCUAUCAAUUAUCGUCUUGGAGUUUUCGGCUUCUUAAGUUCUGGAAACAGUGCUGCGGGUGGGAAUUAUGGACUUUGGGAUCAACAUCUUGCUAUAGAAUGGGUUAAAAAUAAUAUUGUGGGUUUUGGAGGCGAUACUACAAAAAUUACGAUUUUUGGAGAAUCUGCUGGUUCGGCAACUGUUAUGUUCCAGGCUAUCUAUCCUGGUAACGAAAAUUUGUUCCAGAGAGUAAUAGCAGAAAGUGGUUCCGCUAACGCUAAUUGGGCUAUCACUAAGGACCCAGCUUCCAAAUUAAAGCAAUAUUCUGCUAGAUUAAAUUGUACACGUUCAUCACUCGAACAGACGGUAGCAUGUUUGAAAAGUAUUAAAAAUCCAACAGAGAUGACAAUGAAGUCCGAUCUUACAUUUAGCGCAGGACUGUUAGAUUGGUGUCCAACGAUAGAUAACGAUUUUAUAACAAAGGAAAGGAUUGAAGCAUUGAAUAACCCAGCACGGGAAACACAACUGACCUAUUUUAAUCAAUUAGAUCUUAUUAUGGGAACAAACAGAUUUGAAAGUGAUCAAUUUCUGUUGAAUGCACCUGAAUAUGAAUCUACUUUUAUAAAUGGAUCAGCCUCAAUCACAGACACCGAGGUGGCAAUUCGGGCAGUUAUCUUUCGCUCUUUAUCAAGGCGCUAUCAUCCUGAUUUGGUUCAAUUUAUGCUUGCAGAAGUACUUUUCCAGUAUAAUAAUUUUAAAAAUUCAUUCGAUAAAAACAUGUAUAUGCAACAAUUAGAAAAUUUUGUUACCGAUGUGGAGUUUUUUGUGCCUACUUAUAAAGCUCUAGAAAGUCAUGCUUAUGAUAACAUUUCAUCUAAAACAUACCAAUAUGAAUUCAAUCAACUGAAUCCAUUUAGACCACACCACCCUUGGAUGACUGGGGCUGUUCAUGGUGAUGAACUGAAAUAUGUAUUUGGAUCUGUCUAUAAGAUGUCACAAAAUGAGACUCAACCCGUGAGAAACACAGAAUGGUCCUUGGCUAAAACAUUAAUGACGUACUGGACAAAUUUUGCCAAGUCGGGGUGA